AUCUGCUGCUGCUUAAUUCGUGCCGAAAGAUGUCCUACUUCCUCCCGCAUCUCCCCUCCGGCUGGCACGUUGACGAGGCCAUAAAGUCUGAGGAAGACCGUGUGGUUGUCAUUCGAUUCGGCCAUGACUGGGACAGCCAAUGUAUGACGAUGGACGAAACGCUAUACUCGGUUGCGGAGAAGGUGCAGAAUUUCGCUGUGAUUUACCUCGUCGAUAUUACAGAGGUUCCAGAUUUCAAUAAGAUGUACGAGUUGUAUGAUCCUUGCACCGUGAUGUUCUUCUAUCGCAACAAGCAUAUUAUGAUUGAUCUUGGAACUGGUAACAACAACAAGAUUAACUGGGCAAUGGACAACAAGCAAGAGUUGAUUGAUAUCAUCGAGACUGUGUACCGUGGUGCGUCCAAAGGCCGCGGUCUUGUUGUCUCUCCCAAAGAUUAUUCCACUCGUUACAGAUAUUAGUUAUGGACAGUCACCAUCAUACCUAAACUUUCGUCGUCCGCCUGUAAUCACAGCAUAGUCCGCCUGUAUACCAUCUGAAAUAGAGAGCACCUCACGGUGGAAUUUUGCGCAAGGC
Molecule: messenger RNA, 573 nt
Organism: Laetiporus sulphureus 93-53
Lineage: Eukaryota; Fungi; Basidiomycota; Agaricomycetes; Polyporales; Laetiporaceae
Product: 4A/4B type thioredoxin-like protein
Exons: 6
Coding region: 30-458 (142 amino acids)
Biological process (GO): mRNA splicing, via spliceosome
Cellular component (GO): U5 snRNP; spliceosomal complex; U4/U6 x U5 tri-snRNP complex
Source: RefSeq, a predicted model, not a curated record